CGGUAAAUGAUUGGCAUGCAUGAAACCAAAAUAAUUGAAUGCACUUUUAAAAGAACAAUGCUCACAGGGUAAAAUUCAUUUAUUUAAAAAGUUUAAACAUUUGUCUGAAAACUAAAUUCUCACAGCUAAACUGGACUAUGGAUUCAUUGAACCACAUGAUUAAAAUUUGUAUCUGAGUUAUAUUUAAAAUUAAGCCAAUUCUUUUCCUUUUGACUGCAGAAAAAGCUGAUUUUAUGCGUUGUCACCACUGACAACGACGGAUAAAAAGAUGACUCUUCCAGACCAGCAAAAAGACUCCAGAGAGGGCAAUAUGGUGGUGUUCCUAAUCUGGAUUAUUGUCCCUCUCCAUCCCUGUCACUCACCCACCAAACUUUAUAACUAUUAAGGUGAUGUUUUAACUUUAUUUAAUCAGAACACUCUAUUGGCAGCAGUGUACAUAUUAAAUGGACACAAUAAUCCAACUUUUACAGACUUAACCGAAGGAUAAUGCAGCUUUCUCCAUGUAAGAUGAAUGCCCUGCUUCAGAACGAAGGCUUAAAUCUCACCAUCUAGAGUGAAAGAAGCUGUCACACAGUAGCGUCUGCUCCAUUGUACUCACAAAGGACCCAAGUAGCACUUUGGGUAUUGUUUUCGCUAAAGGGGAGUUGGGUUACCUUGGCAACCAUAGGAUGUCGUCUCAUAGGCCCUUAGAUAUAAAAUAGGCAGGGCCAGAGAGGCAGGGAACGACAGCAAUAGAAGAUUUAAAAAGAGACUUGCUAAACUCUGUUUCAGUUCUUUUACUUUUUGUAAACAUUUGAGCGUUUUGCACAAGGAUUACCGGUGGGUUGUGAUCAAACCGAAGGAGUGAGAUCUGCAGUAAAAUAAGAAUGAUGCGUGUUGCAUUGAGGCAUCACAGUGGUUGCCUGGUGCUUUGCCUGUGCCUGUCCCUGAUCACCCUGCUGCUCCAGAGCCUCUGGAUACCGCCUGAAAUGACUGAGGACAAAGCUGCUGCGAGAUCAACUGGGGAUCAGAGUCAGCAUGAUCUUCGCUUCCACAGGCUGGCACUUCGCCUGGAGGCUUUGAGCGCUCAGGUGCAGAAGCUGAGUGACAAAACAGAUCAGAUUCAUCUGAACAAAAAUGACGUCAGCUUACUACUGCAGAGGUUUAGACAGGACCAGGAAGGUUUGGCUCACUCAGUUGAGCGGGAACGGCGGAAAGUGUCUCAGACUCUUGAUCAGCUCAGCCGGUACCAUCAUCCUUAUCAGGCUGACACACCAGAUGGUGGCAGGAGGCCACACGAAGGACUCAAUGAGAAGUGUAAGGUGCCCAAAGAUCCAGCAUUUCUGCAGUGUGCUGAGAAAGUGGAGUUUCUGCGUACACGUUGGCAGUCAGACCCAUGUUAUGCUUUUUAUGGAGUGGAUGGUUCCACUUGUUCCAUACUGACAUACCUCAGCCAAGUAGAAGAUUUUUGUCCACCUCUCCCUGGAAGGAACAACUCUGCACUGCCAUGGCAUCCAACACCUAAUUUAAACAGAAAUAAGGUUGACAUACGCGACACUCUAAGCCCUCUUUAUGGGGUGAUCAGCAACAGCAGCAGUCCAGCAAUUAGAUUCAUCUGGUCCAGAGUGGAAAGCCUGGCUGAAAGGUGGAGCGAGGCUGGUCGAAGAUUGAAGCAGAACAGCAGCACAACAGUCUCCUCUCAGAUGAAGGUGCUGCUUUAUCCCGGUGCACUGGCUGGAAGUGUGGGUCGGCACUUUGAAGCAAUGGUGGAGAGAGGAGGUCCUCUUGGAGAGCUGGUCCAGUGGGCUGACCUUGGUGCCUGCCUAACAAUCCUGGGACACAAUGUGACCUUCAGCACCUCACAGCACCAACUUCACAGUAUGAUAGGAGCUGCACCAGGCCGAGGCAGUUGUCCAAUCCAGAGUCCUCUCACCUUUGACCUUAUCUAUACUGACUACCAUGGGCUUGCUCACCUCCAUGGAGCCAUGGGACUGGCUUUCCAGGAAUAUAAGUGCCGCUUUAGGAUUCUGGACUCAUUCGGGACCGAGCCAGCCUUUAACCUUGGGAGUUACGCUCAAAGCCGUGGAUAUAAAACACAGUGGGGCAGCUGGGGUCUCCAACCUCUGCAGUACAUGACCAUGUUCCCUCAUACUCCUGACAAUUCCUUCCUUGGUUUUGUGAGUGAAGAGGCGGCGAGGGAGGAUAAUCUCGAGUUUAAGGGCUACAGGAAAGGCAAGAUAGCAGUCAUCUACGGCAAACAGGAAUACAUGUGGAAGAGUAAAUCGGAUUACCUGAAGUUUAUCAGUGAAGAACUAGAGACUCAUGCCACAGUCUACAGACCUCCGGGACACACCUCCAGCCUGCCCAGUUUCAUCACAAACCAUGGACUCCUGUCUCAGAAGGACUUCUUACAACUUCUUCGGCGAGCAAAGGUUUUUGUAGGUCUUGGGUUCCCCUAUGAAGGUCCAGCUCCCAUUGAGGCGAUAGCUCAGGGUUGUGUCUUCCUUCAGCCACGAUUCGAUCCUCCUCACUCAUCAGAAAACAACGACUUCUACAAGGGCAAGCCCACCACCAGACAGAUCAUCUCACAGCAUCCAUAUGCUGAGCAGUUCAUCUCUAAACCAUAUGUGUGGACAGUGGACACGGCCAACAGGACAAAUGUUCAGGAGGCUCUUAGGUCAAUUCUAAACACAGAGGUGAUUCCUUUCACUCCUCAAGAGUUCACAUGUGUGGGAAUGUUAAAACGAGUUUGGGAUUAUAUCACUCGUCAGAACUUCUGCAGUAAAUCGGUUCCUACUUGGCCACCAGAAAGUGCUCUAAGGGUGCUCCUGGGCCCACUGGGCCAGUCUUGUGUGAGUGUGUGUCAGCACUCCUCCCUCUUGUGUGAACCUGCUCUGUUUCAUCACCUGAACACUCCUGACACAUUUACCAGGCUCAGACUGGACUGUUCCAGCAUGGUACAGGACAUCAACCACCUAUUCCCUUCUUACAACCCAUGGGGUCGGCACUGUGGCCUCCAGCAAGAACAUCUGCUGUUCAGUUGUGCUGGAUCUGACCCUUUGCUUCGCAGGCUUUGUCCUUGCAGAGCUCUCCUUGCUGCAUGAGUAGCAGUUUAACCAGACUUUUACUGGACGGAUGCUGCCACAGACACCGUUUGCCACAGGAGGGAUUUACUUAAAGAUGAACAGGUUUCCUACUAUGGCUGCAUAAUACUUCUGUCUGGCAGCAGAAAUGAGAAUAUAAAUGAAAACUUUAGGCGGCUCCUCUGUGUGGAAUACUUUCAGUCCCGUUUUGCAUCAGAAUUGCUGAUUGUUGGGAACGAGUUUGUGGGUGGACACUGUUACGUUAUGCGACUGUUUUCGCGGGGGAAAAAGAGGGAAAUAUCACAUAGAUUUGUCAAAGAUUUGGAGAAGUGGUGCCUUUCUUCCAAAGGAAAGAAAGCAAAACCACCUGAAGUCCACCAUCACAUAGGUGAUGUGGUAAAAAUGUCCAAGUCCAUCCUUGUGAGAGCACCAUACGUGUGGAAGAAGCAGGAGUUUCAAGCACUAGAGAUCCAUGGGUCCCCCCAAAGCGCGGGAACUGCAGGGAGACAGAUGACUGAGAAGCCCCAGCCCCCCUCCCUAGAGGUGCAGAGGAUUACCCUGGUGGUCGCAACCAUCAGCCCUGAUGAGCCAGGUGAUAGUGACACUGCUUGCUGUAUGCCAGUUACCACAGCGAUGACAGCUGGCUGCCCAGGUGCACAGGCAGCUGGGAAGUGUGGAAUGUGUAGACUGAGGGAAAAGGGACGUGGCUUUUGUGAGAACACAGGUGUGUUAGUGAUGGAGGGAGCGUGGGAGAAGGGUAAAGAAAUGCAGUGGGAGGUGAGACCGGGAGGCCACAGCACCAUCACUCACCACCUGGUGAUUACCGGCACAAAGGGGGCCUUGGUGGCCUCGUCUGCAGCCACUCAGCAUGAACCGCCACUGGUGAGAGAGAGAGGGGGAGAGAGAGGAGGAAAGUCCCCAAAACUUAACCGAUUCCAGGUCUCCAUCGUCCCAACCCUUGCAGAUGAUGAAAACUCUGUCAGUGUGGAUUACGACAGUGGGUUUGUGUUAAAGUCUUCCCUCUGUGCCUUUUACUCUCUGACCACCUUUCUCUCGAUCUUCCCUCAGUCGCUCUCCCUUCUCUUCCUCUCUUCCUACCCCCACCCCUCUCCCUCCUUUCUUGGCAUCAGCGGCAGCAUCUCUUUUAAGCACGGCUGUCUCACCCCUUACUCACCCAGCUACCCUUCUCUUAUUGACUCUCCCUCCUAA
Messenger RNA from Nothobranchius furzeri (turquoise killifish), 4271 nucleotides. The record is from RefSeq and is a predicted model, not a curated record. Lineage: Eukaryota; Metazoa; Chordata; Actinopteri; Cyprinodontiformes; Nothobranchiidae.